Messenger RNA from Morus notabilis, 1428 nucleotides. Its product is annotated as ribosome production factor 1. The record is from RefSeq and is a predicted model, not a curated record. Gene Ontology annotation, cellular component: preribosome, large subunit precursor; nucleolus. The transcript is spliced from 11 exons. NCBI's taxonomy places the organism in Eukaryota, Viridiplantae, Streptophyta, Magnoliopsida, Rosales, Moraceae. Gene Ontology annotation, molecular function: rRNA primary transcript binding. Gene Ontology annotation, biological process: maturation of LSU-rRNA; maturation of 5.8S rRNA. Bases 144 to 1202 code for a protein of 352 amino acids.
UUCACCCCCAAAAAUAGCCGUCAAAGAAAAACCCUAACGUCAAACUAAAAGAUUUAAGCGCCGCCGUCUCUUUCUCCAAGACGGUGGACUACAGCGGGCGCAGACGCAGAGAACGAGUUCAGCGAUCAGUAUUUUCAGGAACAAUGGCGGGAAAGAGGAAGAAGAGCGAUGGCGAAGAAGGAGGAGGAGGAGAAGACGAACCAGUGAUUAAGAAGGAGAAGACGAAGAAGGAGAUUCUGCCAUCGAUGAUCAAGAACAAGGAUAAGAGGUCGGAGAUUCACGCCAAGCUCCAGCACCAGAAGAAGCUCGACAAGCGCAAGAGAGCCAAGGCUCGCGACGCCGCCAUUAAGCGCGCUCUCGAGCUCGGCGAGGAGCCUCCUGCGCCGAAGAUUCCUCGGACGAUUGAGAACACGAGGGAAUUUGAUGAGACUGUGUGCAUGCCUGACGAUGAGGAGCUAUUUGCUGGAAACGAUGCUGAUGAAUUCAGUUCAAUUAUGAAUCGUGAACGUACUCCAAAGAUAUUAAUCACCACUUGCCGUUUCAAUUCUACGAGAGGACCUGCGUUUAUAUCAGAACUACUCUCUGUAAUUCCAAAUGCACAUUAUUACAAGAGAGGAACCUAUGACUUAAAAAAGAUUGUUGAAUAUGCAAAUAACAAGGAGUUCACUUCUAUUAUUGUCGUUCAUACCAAUCGGCGGGAGCCAGAUGCUCUUCUAGUUAUGACCUUACCCAAUGGGCCUACUGCUCAUUUCAAGCUAUCGAAUCUUGUUUUACGCAAGGAUAUUAAGAAUCAUGGUAAUCCAACAAGUCAUGAGCCCGAGCUUAUCUUGCAUGGCUUUACAACACGCUUGGGUCAUCGCGUUGGAAGAUUAUUUCAGUCACUUUUCCCCCAAGACCCUGAUUUCCAUGGUCGAAGAGUUGUAACUUUUCACAAUCAGCGAGAUUUUAUAUUCUUCCGGCAUCAUCGAUACGUUUUUGAAACAAAAGAAACUAAACAGACCGACUCAAAAGGUACAAAGACCAAGGAUGCAAAGGAUAAGGUCUCUCAAGAGAAAAUAAAAGCUCGUCUUCAGGAGUGUGGCCCUAAAUUCACGCUGAAGUUAAUCAGUCUGCAGAAUGGAACAUUCGAUACAAAAGGCGGUGAAUAUGAGUGGGUGCACAAGCCGGAAAUGGACACCAGCCGAAGGAGAUUCUUCUUGUAACAAGCUUUGGAAUAUUGCUUUCAAGUAUCUUUGCCAUGGAACGGAAGAAUUCUGUUGAAGACUUUCCUAUAAAAAGCACAACAUUUUUGUUCCUUGCAACAUAAGUUAUUCCUGAAAUUUCUCGCUGACCACAUGUUGGAGCAUUUUUGACGUAAAAGCUUUCUAUAUAUAUUCAUAUAUUUUUUGUUUCUUUUGAUUGUUAGUAAGCUUUUGUAUUGAAUAGUGG